CUUCAGGAACAGAUGGGUGACGUCCCGGAUACUACGUCCAUAUUUUAUACAGUCUAUGGCUUCUAUACAGUCAGACCGCUUUUAACAAUCAGUAGAGUCGCCCCCUGCUGGACAUUAGAAAUAAUGCAGGCUUUCAGACACUUGGAAGCUACAUUAACUUCUUUAAUACACACUACUCUUCAGAAAACAACCAAAGUUAUUGCACCAAAUGUUGAGCAGAGAAAGGAAAUCAAAAACUAAACAGGAACAAAUUGAAGAGUUUGGGUUUCAGUGUUUAGUCGACUUUAAACUUCUCUUUUUUUUGUGAUUAUUAUUGGUAGAUAUUAAGUUAGAUACCCGUGGCUUCUUCAACAGUUUGACUUUAAUGCUGCUUUUCUAUGGGAGUGCACUUUUCAUGAAUGGUUGUAAUUGGUUUGAAGACUUGACAUUUUUUUUAAAGAAAUAGGAAUCCCUUCGAAAAUGGUGUGUUUGUGGUAUUAACGGUUUUAAACAUGCAAAAACAAAUAGUAUGUCCUUUAAGAAAGUGCUCACAACCUGAUUGGACUGAAACCCAGGCAGCAGCCAAUCAGCUGUGAUGGCAUCACACCAGAGAGACGGAAUUAAGAGUUAAAUCUUCUCAGUGUUUGUAUCUACCUGCUGUCACAUCGGAACGACCAAUCGGCUUUGAGGAAGGACCGGAUCCCGCCUGUAGAGCUGCUCUGCUGUCGACUGGCUCACUGGAUGGGUGGGUUUCAAGGUCCAAAGGCAAUAACAGAAUGAAAGGAAGUGAAGCUGGUUGGUCAAUUUAUCACCGCAACGAAGCACUUUUGCCAAACCUCAGGGCUCAGAGACACAGAGAGGUUUUGUUUACUCUUUCUUCUUCUUUCAGUCGAGUUCGGUUCAGUUUGAGUCCGGUUGUGUUUCGAUUGAUUGAUUGGUUCUGUGUUUGUACAGCUGAUCACACUCAAGUCAUAUUUACUAAAAUAAUAAUAAUAGAAAUUUACAGACAUGUUGUUUUUCUGCUGUGAUCACCACCAGGUCUGAGUCCAUCCUGCUCACACUGAAACUGAAACUUGAUAUUGUUUUUUGAUUUAGAGCUGCCUGCACUGUUAAAAAAAAAAAAACGACCAUUUAUCUAAAGUUGUUUUGUCUGAGGUCAAAUCAGAGCAGCAUUUUUUAACAGUGAGGAUUAAACAAAGUGCUGUCUCAUGAACACCUGAAAGACUUUUGAGAAGUUUGAAAAUAUAAUAAGUUGAAUGAUAUAGUUACUCAAAUUUUAAUCAGCAAAAGAAGAAUUUGAAUUCUUUUUUCUAAAUCCACAGAAAAGUUCAGAGAAAUGUGCUGUUAUGACGCGACUUAAGACAAAAUUACUCAAAAUAAAAUGUUUGUUUCUUUUGCAGUUCACUGAAGAGUUCCAUUCAAACAUUCAAUGUACUUACAUUUUGGUAUAUUAUUAUUAUAUACAUUGAAAUCUACUAGCUUCUAACAAAAGGAGACAUUCUUUUACAGUACAUGAAAAGAAAAAGCCGGCAUGUAAUUUAGCCCUAGAAAAAUGUUAAAUUUAUAAUCCAAAUUCUGUGGCACAUCAGUUUUUAUAAAAAAACCUAAAACAUAUUUCAAGAUUUUGUUUAAAUUUCAGGAUUUUUUUCAUCAAUAUGAAAUGUUGUCCUUGCUGGGAGUCACAUUAAUAGGCAGUUUAGUCAAAAUAGUAAGUUUAGGAAAUGUUAAUUUUAUCGUAUAGUUUAAGUUGAAAAUGAUCAAAAAUUCUGGGUAAGAGGUCAUGAAGAUAUUUCGUUUCCAAAGUUUGAGUGAAACUCUUCAGCACAUCAGGACAGCUCACAUGUUUGUAAAAAUGAACUCAAAGGUGUAAAUGGUUUUAAAAAAUGUCCUCUGUGCUCAGUUCUGGUGGCCGGUGAGACUUUUUAUCAUUCUCCAUUUGUACCAUAACAUCCUGUUGAAAAAGCUCAGAGAGGAUCAUCCUGUCCAGAAACAGGUCAGCAAGUUCUUAACAAGUCACACCAAGACCAGGUCAUAUCUUACUCAACAAAUUAUAUCCAAACUUUAUUUAUAUAUUUAUAUAUUUAUUUGUAUGAAGUUUUCCAACCAAACACAAUGCAACAUGUUUAAACCCAUAUGGUGAAAAGCCACAAGCUUUAAUCACACCCACUUCUGAUGGCACAAUGUGCUCACCACACCCACGGUACAUUUCUACAUCACUGUAGUUAUUUAAGAACAGACACAGAGAUGUUCAGCUGCUCUCUAGGGCAUGAUCUGUUUUUCCCUGUAAUCUUUUUACAAUAGAAGAUCUUUGAUUCGAGUUAGAAACUUAACAGAAAUUUGUAAAAUAUGACGUGUGACCUGCCUGUUUCUGGACGGGAUACAACCUGCAAAACUCCUCUAUUUUAACAAGACCUAAUACCUGAUAGAGAGUCUUUGAAUCUUUAUUUUUAACUAAAAACAGAAGGAAAAAUCUCCAGAGUCCCCCCAAAACACUGACUUGAUUUCAGAAUAGCAAGAUCACAAUUUAAAGUUUGAAGACUGAAAAAAUAGCAUGAACCCUCAAAGUCAUAAUCAAAACUCUGAAGAUGACGAGAUCAAAAUCCCUAAUCCCUAAUUCCCAAGAACAGAAGUUUCACUUCAAACUGUCAAGUUGAAUCUUCGUAAUGUAACGCCCUCAAUAUUUGAGUUUAAAAACCAAGAUAGAGUUAACUCGUGAAGAGUUGUGAGACACAUUUAAAGAACAGUCUGAUAGAAAUUGUUGCCCGGACUCUGUAUUUGCUGCCAAAGGUCUUGCUGAAUCAGAGAUGUUUUGUGGUGGUUUGGUCAGGAAGGAUGAGAUCAUCACUAGUCUGCCAGUGGCUCUCUCAGGACCACUUCCUGGGUGUCAGGCGCUUUAUUAUGGAUCCCACCGCAGUUCUGGGCAGAAAUUGGAGUCCUGAAUCCAAACUGGCUCUAAACGUAACCUGAUGAAACAUUUUUAACUUAAAACUAAAUCGACCAAACUUUCAGACCAAUCACAGCUCUGCCUGUAAUUCUGCUGGGAUUCAUAAUUUCAGUAGGCGACGGUCUCUUGGGUCAAGGCUGAUCGCCGUGUCGCCUGAAUGAAAACACUGAAAAAUAAAAAUGUGUACAUAAUGCAACUGUGUAUAUAAGCAAAUACUAACGGAGACUCUAUUUUAUGUAUGAGCUGAGAAGCUAGUGAAGCUAACUUAAGGAGAAGUAUUUGAUUUGAUGUUUUUUUAUUUGUAAAAGUGAGAAAGUGUACAGUGAUGACAGACAGAGAAAGAAAUGAUGAUGAAUUUAUGAAUUUAUGAAUUGUACAGUUGAAUCUCUUCAGUUUGAUUGUUCUUUUGAUUUUUAUCUAAAGCUUGGGGUUGUUUCUGUUUGUUUUUCUUUUGUACAGAAGUGGUUGUUUACAUUGAUACGAGUCCUUAUUUUUGUGAACGUCAGACAGACGUGAUUGGAGCAGAGGCCAAGGAGGAGGCGGUGCCUGGAGAGGCGGAGUCAUAAAGCAAAAAUCCUUCAAUCAGCAGAAAUGGAGCGUACCUUCCUUGCUGUGAAGCCUGAUGGCGUCAUGAGAGGUCUGUGUGGUGAGAUCAUCAAGCGUUUUGAGACCAGAGGCUUCAGGCUGGUUGCCGCCAAAUUCGUGCAGGCAUCUGAGGACCACAUGAAGAACCACUACCUGGACCUGAAGGACAUGCCUUUCUACGCUGGUCUCUGCAAAUACAUGUCCUCCGGACCCGUCUUGGCGAUGGUAUGGGAGGGUCAGAACAUUGUGAAGCUGGGCAGGAUGAUGCUGGGUGAGACAAACCCAGCUGACUCCAAGCCUGGCAGCAUCCGUGGAGACCUGUGCAUCAACAUCGGCAGGAACAUCAUCCACGGCAGCGACACCCUGGAGAAUGCCAAGAAAGAGGUCGACCUGUGGUUCAAGGCUGAGGAGUUUGUCAACUACACACCCAUGGCCCAGGCCUGGCUGUACGAGUAAACUUGCCCAUCAUCAACCACCAGUAAACUACACCCAACUGGACCCAACCCACCCUGCAAACCCCACCCUUGUAACACCUGUCCUUCAUACAGUCAAUCCUCUGACUUGGUCUUCAUUCAUCAGUCCAAAGCAUGUAACACUCAUCAAUAAAGUGCCAUGUUAACAACAACAA
Messenger RNA from Notolabrus celidotus (New Zealand spotty), 4136 nucleotides. RefSeq names its product nucleoside diphosphate kinase B-like. Gene Ontology annotation, biological process: CTP biosynthetic process; UTP biosynthetic process; GTP biosynthetic process. Lineage: Eukaryota; Metazoa; Chordata; Actinopteri; Labriformes; Labridae. Gene Ontology annotation, molecular function: nucleoside diphosphate kinase activity. Bases 3515 to 3964 code for a protein of 149 amino acids. The transcript has 5 exons. The record is from RefSeq and is a predicted model, not a curated record.